Molecule: messenger RNA, 357 nt
Organism: Fonsecaea multimorphosa CBS 102226
Lineage: Eukaryota; Fungi; Ascomycota; Eurotiomycetes; Chaetothyriales; Herpotrichiellaceae
Exons: 1
Coding region: 1-357 (118 amino acids)
Biological process (GO): methylamine metabolic process
Cellular component (GO): membrane
Source: RefSeq, a predicted model, not a curated record
AUGGCCGCAGCUCUCAAGACCGCCCCGGUCUACGUUCUGGCGUCCGUCGUCCUCCUCGGCGCCUUUUCCCGUUUCACCCACGGCGCAUACACCCCGACAUGGUACGCGUUCCAGGAAUACCACCUGCCGGACGACAACUCCACAGUCGCCAGGUUAACGCCCGUCAUUGAUAUGCUUGUCGGGUUGACGCUGCUGUUCGGGAGGACCCGCACUCCAAAGCUCCUCGCCGCGUCGCUCAGCCUAUUCUUCUUCACGGCUGGACUGGCCAUGCAGGUUCAGAAGGGGAAACAGUAUACAGGCGAUGUGGCGCUGGUUGUGGUCGCCGUGGCGGCUGUUGCGAGGUUGCUUGCGAGAUGA